AUAAGGCCUGCAGUAACAUGGUCCGCAAAAACAAAUUGAAAAAUGCAAAAGGGAAUUUUCAGAAGCGUAAGAAAACUAGACAGGUGCAGGGUCUGGGAACGAAGGUGGAUUCAGAAGCUUCAUAUUCCGCGUGCCUAGUCCCUAGAAAUUCCAGAAGAGUGAAGCGGAACUCAAACCCAGAUGCUUCUAUCGAAGAGGAAGUGGAUGAUAUCUCAAACGGUGCUAUUAUGUGCAAUCUUAGAGAUGGUAGAGACAUACCAUUUUGGUAUGGCUGUUGGGCGGAUUCCAAGCCGUUGAUGAUUCUCUUCCCGAAUUUUUAUGUGGUUGCAAAGGAAGAUGGUAUUUAUGUGGCAGACUCGGGCCUGUUAACACCAGCCGGCUGGCAAUGGCAGGAAGAUUGCAUUCUUCGGCCAACCAGAAGUGGCAGCGCUGCAGUCCUGUCCUGGAAGCAACUGAUGGCCUUUAUUGAUCAUUCUAAACCCUAAACCCUAAACCUUAAACCCUAAAUCUUAAACCCUAAAUCAUGAACCCUCAAUUUUUAUGUGAUUGCAAAGGAAGAUGGUAUUUCUGUGGCAGACUCUGGCCUGUUAACACCAGCCGGCUGGCAGUGGCAGGAAGACUGCAUUCUUCGGCCAACCAGAAGUGGCAGCGCUGCAGUCCUGUCCUGGAAGCAGCUGAUGGCCUUUAUUGAUCAUUCGAAACCAGUUGCAAAUGCUACAGAUGAUUUCAAAUGGAGACUGGCCAAGGAGGAAUCUUUUACGGUACGAUCUUGUUACUCUCGGUUCUUUGAAAAACUGCCUGACAAUGGUAUACAGGGUAUUAUUAUCAAACUUCUUCGUGCAUUUGGAAUAUUAUUGCCCCUUCAAAAAUCCUUUUCUUUGGAUGGAGGAUAAUUCAUGAUAGACUAGUACAAAGGAUCACUUGGGCAAGAUGGGAGUUUUAAACUUAAACAAUUUAAGUUGCGCUUUUUGUUUGACGGAAGAGGAAAAUUUAAGUCAUUUAUUGGGUGGGUGUCGGGUGCUGAAACGUAUAUGGAUGAAGGUGUUUGAGUGGACUUGUGUGCUUGAUAUUCUUUCUUUGGAGGAAUUCACCAAUUUACCGUUUUUUAUCGAGAAGGUGAAGAACUUCGCUAAAAGAAAGAUUUUGGAGGCUAUUUAGCUUGCAACGUGUUGGAGUUUAUGGACGAGACAUAACAAUAUAAUCUUUAACAAAGCGAAGUUCAGCUUUCACGAGUGUUGGUCGGAUAUAGUGGAUAGAUCUUGGAUUUGGCUUUUUUCUAGUCUUAAACUAAAAAAUAAUUGUAAUAGUAAUUUUCAAGUUUGGCACACUUUACCGCUUUCUUGUUUUGAUUAGCGGGUUUUAGUUGUUGGUCUGUAUUCGGGCGAAGCACCUCUUAUGCUCCUUUUUAAUUCCAUUGCCUAUUAAAAAAAUUUUAAAAAAAAUGAUUUAAUCAAUUUUUUCCUUCUAAUUCAAACCAUAUUUCCUAAAAAGUGCUGAUUUUCUUUUGGAGAGUUAGGUCCCAGACUUAUUUGGAUGAAUAAAAUCACAUAUAGACCGUAUAAAAGGAUAAAAUCCUUUUCUAUUUUUAAUAAAAGAAAUCAUACUUUUUUAAAACUAAUAGUUUAUUUUUGUUAUCCAAAUAAUGCAUAGACGUAUGCGUAUACUAAUUUACAGCUGUUUAUCUAUUUACUGUUAUAAAAACAAAUAAUCUAUUUAUUUGUAAAUAAAAUUAUAUGUAUAUAUGUUUUUAAAUGAAAACAAAAAAUCAAAUUGCCAAAUAUC
Messenger RNA from Vicia villosa (hairy vetch), 1782 nucleotides. RefSeq lists its product as uncharacterized. The record is from RefSeq and is a predicted model, not a curated record. The transcript is spliced from 2 exons. The coding region runs from base 18 to 485 and encodes 155 amino acids. Lineage: Eukaryota; Viridiplantae; Streptophyta; Magnoliopsida; Fabales; Fabaceae.